Messenger RNA from Leishmania mexicana MHOM/GT/2001/U1103, 690 nucleotides. RefSeq lists its product as hypothetical. The transcript has a single exon. The record is from RefSeq and is a predicted model, not a curated record. NCBI's taxonomy places the organism in Eukaryota, Euglenozoa, Kinetoplastea, Trypanosomatida, Trypanosomatidae. Bases 1 to 690 code for a protein of 229 amino acids.
AUGCCGGUUAAGACAGCGGCCAUGCUGCCUCCGCCUCCGUCUGAGGAAGGGCUGGCGACGCCGUCCGCGUCUCCCUCACAGGCGCAGUUCACGGGAAUGCCUGAGUCCACCACCGCUGCAUCUUCAUCGAGGACGACAGCAGCCAUCUCACAAGGGGAGGGCUCGGCUAACGACUCGGGAACACCCGUAAUUACCACGGCGCCACGCGCCACGCGCCUCUUGAAGGAUGUCGAGGCCGAGGAGAACCGCUACCUCUAUGAAACUCUCUACAAGUCGCUCGAUGACACCGCUGACACGGCCAUCCGCGAGGAGCUCACUGUCGGCGACACUGUACGUUUCGCCCGCGACGCCAAACGAGAGUUCAUCACGGCUGCAACGAUGCCGCUGAGCGAAAAGGCGAAGAACUGCUCCGCGCUCGUGCGCAGUUUUUCCCAAAAGCAGAACCAGCAGGUGGUCUGCGUGUUCAUUGUGUUCAGCGUGCUCAUGAUGACAAUUCCUUUGAUAGUCCUUCUUAUCGGCACGCGACUAAUUGCCCCGCGGCUCGAUAUGGACCCGACGCUGUGUGGAGGUGGUUUGGCUGUGUUCGCAGCGAUAUCGCUUAUGGGCUCCUACGUGGUGUACGCCAUGGUGGAGGAAGCGGAGUUCGGCAAGCAGAAUGCAAGCGAGGCCGAGAGUAAGAAGGAACGCUGA